AUGGUAGCACUAUUUCAUGACAUGAUGCAUAAAGAAAUUGAAGUGUAUGUAGAUGAUAUGGUAGCUGAAUCAGCAGAGAAUGAGAGUCAUCUUGAAGUCCUUAGAAAGCUAUUUGUAAGAUUGCGCGAAUAUCGGCUAAGAUUAAAUCCUAACAAAUGCAUCUUUAGAGCUCUUUCUGGGAAGUUAUUAGGAUUCAUUAUGAGUCGUAAAGGGAUAGAAGUAGAUCCAGAUAAAGUGAGGGCAAUUCAAGAAAUGCCAUCUCCCCAAACAGAGAAAGAAGUUAGAAGUUUCUUGGGACGAUUGAAUUACAUUGCUAGAUUCAUUGCCAAUCUAACAGCUACUUAUGAAUCGAUGUUUAAGCUAUUGAAGAAAAAUUGUAGGGAGAUAUGGGAUGAUAAUUGUCAAAAGGCCUUUGAUAAAAUUAAAGAUUAUUUGUUAAAUCCCCCAAUUUUGGUCCCUCCAUCACCAUAUCGUCCACUAAUCCUAUACUUGGCAACUUUACCUUGCUCAAUGGGAGCAAUGCUAGGUCAACAUGAUGAUUCUGGAAAGAAGGAAAGAGCAAUUUAUUUCUUGAGCAAAAAGUUUAACGAUUGUGAAGCUCGUUAUCCAAUGAUUGAACGAACUUGUUGUGGACUAGUAUGGGCAACCAGAAGGCUAAGGCAAUACAUGCUUUACUACACUACCUGGCUAAUCUCACGAGUAGACCCACUUAAGUACAUCUUUGAGAGCCCGCACAUUACAGUCAAAGGUAGUGCAAUAGCAGAUCACUUGGCCGAUAAUCCUUUAAAGGAUGACCAGCCAUUAGAUUUUCAAUUUCCUAAUAAAAGCAUAUGCAUUAUAGAAGAAGGUUGUGAUGAAGGAAAUGAUGAAGAGCAAGAAUGGAAAAUGUAUUUUGAUGGAGCCGCCAACAUGCAUAGAAAUAGGGUAAGAGCGGUGAUAAUUUCACCAGAAGGAAAACAAUUUCCAGUGGCCAUCAAAUUAGAAUUUGAUUGUACUAACAAUAUAGCAGAAUAUGAAGCUUGUGUUAAUGGUCUUCGAGCAGCUAUUACCCUUGGUAUACAGUGUUUGAAGUUAUUUGGUGAUUCAACUCUCAUUAUUCACCAAGUAACAGGAGAAUGGAGGACAAAGGAUGUAAAAUUGAUUCCCUAUCAAGAACUCUUAACAAAUUUGAUUAAGCAAUUUGAGGUUAUUAGCUUUCAUCACUUGACUCAAGAUAAAAAUCAUUUCGCUGAUGCUUUAGCCACUUUAGCAGUAAUGAUCCAACUUGAUUGUGGAAUCCAUGUCCAACCCAUUCAAGUAGAAGCUAGAAGCUUUCCAGCAUAUUGUCUGAAUGUUGAAGAAGAUCAAGAAGAAUAUCCUUGGUUCUUGGAUAUUAAGGACUAUAUCACUAAGAGAUCAUACCCAAUUGGAAUGAUUGAGAAUGAAAAGAAAACCCUUCGUCGUUUGGCUAUGACAUUCUUUAUCAGUAAAGAUGUUCUGUACAAGAGGGGUUAUGAUGUUACCUUACUUCGCUUUGUGAGUUUAGAAGAAGCAAAGAAAAUCAUGGUUGAGGUACACGAGGGCAUAUGUGGCACACAUGCGAAUGGUCACACUAUGGCCAAAUAG
Messenger RNA from Prosopis cineraria, 1605 nucleotides. RefSeq lists its product as uncharacterized. Gene Ontology annotation, molecular function: nucleic acid binding; RNA-DNA hybrid ribonuclease activity. Bases 1 to 1605 code for a protein of 534 amino acids. The record is from RefSeq and is a predicted model, not a curated record. The transcript has 2 exons. Gene Ontology annotation, biological process: regulation of GTPase activity. Lineage: Eukaryota; Viridiplantae; Streptophyta; Magnoliopsida; Fabales; Fabaceae.